UGAAAGUAAUGAGAAGCUGCUGGACAUGGAGCAACGACACAUUCUCCUCGUUUUCCUCUUCUCAUUCCUCCCAAAAUCAGAGUCUCUCCUAAAUGUGACUGUUCCUCACACCCACCAAGCGACACUGGGAACUAAUACCUCAAUACUUUGCAAAUUCCGUAUAGAUUACCCACCUUUUGAUGCUCAGUACCUUCUUAUAUUCUGGUACCUAAAUGAUAGGGAGAUCUUGAACUACACCAGAAUGUACACCAAAGUGAAGACAUUGAACUCAAGAUUAUCCAUAAACAAGGAUGCUACAAAAUAUGGGUUGGCUUCUCUGGACAUUGCUGAUGUGCGAGUAUCUGAUGAAGGGAAGUAUACGUGUUGUGUGCUUUAUACACCGGAGAGAAGGGAGAGGAAGGUCUACUUCUGGGUUUAUGCUCCGCCCAGGAUCACGGUCACUAAUAAUAUUGUAAUUAAAGAUAAGGAAAGUAUCCUGAGUGCCUCCAUCACUGGCUUCUACCCUGUGGAAAUUGACAUUAUGUGGCUCAGGGACGGGGAGAUAUUGGCUGGUGGAACUGUGCUCACCCCCCAGAGAAAUACAGAUGGUACAUACCGAGUCAACAGCACACUCACCAUUGAACCCACCGAGGAGAACCAGAACCAGAACUUCUCUAUCCGGGUCCAACAUGAGUCUCUCACUGCUUUUCUCCAGGAGGAUUUCCAGCUGAUCUAUGGAGAUCUGAAAUCUUUAAACAAAACAUCUCGGCUCAUUUUUUCAUCAUCUACUUUUGGUGUGUGGGCAUUAAUAGCAUGGUUACUCCCUUAUUCUAUGUAAUAAUGAAGAACAAGGUCAACCCCCACAUGAUAUGCCUUCUGAUGAUGUGGUUUCCCGGUGUGAUGAUAAUGCAAAAUGGAUUUCCUUUGGACACAUCUACUGCUGAAAUAUACUUGUUAACACCACACUUGGAUCAGAAGUGAAAUGGAGAUAGAGCAACAGUACAAAUAAUAGAACACAAGGCAAUUUUGUCUAUCCUUGUCUAAUCAAAGCCUUAACUCACCUAUUUGAACUUUCCCUCUCAACUGGACUGUUUCCUUCUCGACUAAA
Molecule: messenger RNA, 1087 nt
Organism: Xenopus laevis (African clawed frog)
Lineage: Eukaryota; Metazoa; Chordata; Amphibia; Anura; Pipidae
Gene: ncr3lg1l.3.L
Product: natural cytotoxicity triggering receptor 3 ligand 1-like
Exons: 5
Coding region: 26-817 (263 amino acids)
Source: RefSeq, a predicted model, not a curated record